Messenger RNA from Helobdella robusta, 579 nucleotides. RefSeq lists its product as hypothetical. The transcript is spliced from 4 exons. Gene Ontology annotation, biological process: collagen catabolic process; proteolysis; extracellular matrix organization. Gene Ontology annotation, molecular function: zinc ion binding; metalloendopeptidase activity. NCBI's taxonomy places the organism in Eukaryota, Metazoa, Annelida, Clitellata, Rhynchobdellida, Glossiphoniidae. The record is from RefSeq and is a predicted model, not a curated record. Gene Ontology annotation, cellular component: extracellular matrix. The annotation marks the transcript as partial.
GGUGCGUUGGAUGAGGAGACUAUGGCCAUGAUGGAAGCACCAAGAUGCUCCAUACCCGAUGUGGAUAUCAGUGAUGGGAGAGUCAAAAGAUAUUAUCCCGUUACAAAAUGGAAAAAUUUUACUUUGGACUAUAAAAUAUUCAACUAUCCGUCAAAAGUUUUGAACCUGACUAUUUCAGACGUGGACCGCAUCAUAAAUGAAUCUUUGAAAUUGUGGUCUGGUUCGGCUAAAAAACUUUCCUUCCCACUUUCUGCAUCUGAUAAAGCUACCAUAAAAGUUAAGUUUGCCAAAAAAAACCAUGGUGACAAUGCCCCAUUUGACGGACCGGGUCAUAUAUUGGGUCAUGGCUCUUAUCCUCCAAUCGGAGACAUCCAUUUCGAUGACGAUGAAACUUGGAGUGGUAAUCAAGAAAAAGGUGCCAAUUUAUUCUGGGUAGCCGUCCACGAGUUUGGACACGUUCUAGGCCUGGGUCAUUCAAAUGAUACAGCAGCCCUGAUGUACCCUUAUUUCGUUUCAAACAAGGCAAUUAUCUCAUUGGGUUCAGAUGACGUGGCUGGAAUUUUGCAUCUUUACGCUUAA